AUGGCCAACUUGUACUCGCGUCGCAGCUUCAGAAAGCCCGAGAAGGAGGAGGACAGGCAGGAGGAAGAGGAGGAGGAGGAAGAGGAGGUAUUGGUAGAGACGGAGGAGGGGGUGGAGGAGGAAGAGGUGAUGGAGGAGGAGGAAGAGGAGGAGGAGGCCCGCGACGCGGAGGAGAAGACGAUGGAGGUCCAUAGGACGUUCAGCGAUGAGUACUUCUGGAAGGUUGUGGACGUCGGUGACAGCAAUGGCGAAAAUUCAGAGCCCUUCCUUCCCCGCUUAGCCAGCAUCGUCAGCCCCAGCCUGAGCCCGACCCCGCCGCUCAGCCAGACGUCGAGCCCGUCGUGGAGCGAGACCCCGAGCUGGAGCUCACAGUGGAGCACGUCCUCCCAGAAAAGUUUUCCUAAAAUAUUUCAGACAUUUAGAAAAGACUUGUCUGGAAUGAAUUUAGAUAGGACUAUGUAUCACACUUUGUAUCCAGGAAUCCCAACAUCAGUACAAACAGAAGAAAGCUGGCUUCAAGAAUUUUCUGGCAAAAGGCAGAGGAAGUCUCAGGCUCUUCAUGUGCUGAUCAUGAGGAACGAGCUCUUAGAGAAGCACUACAAACAUGGAAGCAAGUUUCUGACUUCAUUUCCAGAUGGAACAACACAAAUAUUCUACCCAUCUGGAAACCUAGCCAUCAUCCGAGUGCCCAACAAAGUAAGUGGUUUCACUUGUAUAGUCCAAGAAGACAUGCCAACUGACCCUGCGAUCCUGGCAUUGCUAGAUUCUUCUGGCAGAAGUUCCUGCUAUCAUCCCAAUGGAAAUGUCUGGGUAUACAUCAAUAUCUUGGGAGGUCAAUACUCAGAUCAAGCUGGCAACAGAAUAAGGGCUUGGAAUUGGUCCAGUUCUGUCGCUUCCUCACCCUUUGUUUCAUUUAAACCUGUCUUUCUGGCUUUGAACCAUUACAUUGGAAUUCGCAUCCUAGAACAAGACAAGAUUUCAAUCACUUUUCUAGCAAUGGGCCAACAGGCAAGAAUCAGCGUUGGGACCAAAGUGAAGCUCCCUAACCCUGAGGAGAUUCCGGUUCUCCGGUACCUGAAUGGGGAUGACCUGCUGCUGCUGGCCAAUUUAAUAAAGAUUCGACGCCUGUUUCAUAAACUUGAAGGAUGUGCGCAUUUUCCCUCCAGCCAGGUUUGGGAAAAAUUAAAGCAACCUUCCUACCUUUCCUCACUUUCUGUAAAACUAAUUGCCCUUUGUCACAACUCCGGUAUAAAGAAAGAUACAAUAAAAACAAUAUCAGCUAUAAUAAAUGAAAACACUUAACAAA
Molecule: messenger RNA, 1306 nt
Organism: Leptonychotes weddellii (Weddell seal)
Lineage: Eukaryota; Metazoa; Chordata; Mammalia; Carnivora; Phocidae
Source: RefSeq, a predicted model, not a curated record